AUGUCGUCCGCUCCAUCAAUAGAACCUACCGACGUCCCUCCGGCAGCCGCUCCUGAGCUCGCGGUUCCCGCUGGCCCUGCCAACGUCGAACCCGCUACUGGCUUUGAAUUCUACCGCACCCAAUUCGCCCUCCUCGCCGGCUUCACCGUCCCUCCCGAAGCCAAAUCCCGCUUCGAAGCCCGCGCCGCGCAAAUCUUCCACUCCCGGUGCGAAUCCCUCCGCGACCAAACCCUCGUCGGCUCCCCCAGCGUGAUCUUCAUGCUCAAAAACCUCCGAGAAAUCCAUGCAGAGAUGGGGAUAAACAAAAUCAUGUGCUCACCAUGUAAUGAGCAGAGAGCAGGAGGCUUUAUUCCGGGUAGUGGGAUCCUGUUGUGUGAGAAUCGGAUUAUGGGUUUUGGGAUGAUGGAGGAUACAUUGACUCAUGAGUUGAUUCAUGCGUAUGAUCAUCAGAGGUUUGAGGUGGAUUGGAUGAAUAUGAGGCAUCACGCAUGCAGUGAGAUUCGAGCAUCAAGUCUCAGUGGUGAAUGCCGGUGGUGGCGAGAAUUCAAAAAGUACGGAUUCGGCGACUUUGUAAAGCACCACCAAGCAUGUGUGAAGCGAAGAGCGACUCUAUCAGUAAUGGCACACCCACAUUGCAGAGAUAAGGAACAUGCGGAGACGGUGGUGAACCAGGUGUUUGACUCGUGUUUCGCGGAUACAAGACCGUUCGACGAGAUUUACCGAUAA
Messenger RNA from Saitoella complicata NRRL Y-17804, 726 nucleotides. RefSeq names its product putative metalloprotease of the mitochondrial inner membrane. Gene Ontology annotation, cellular component: extrinsic component of mitochondrial inner membrane. Lineage: Eukaryota; Fungi; Ascomycota; Saitoellomycetes; Saitoellales; Saitoellaceae. Gene Ontology annotation, molecular function: metalloendopeptidase activity. Gene Ontology annotation, biological process: mitochondrial proton-transporting ATP synthase complex assembly; mitochondrial protein processing. The record is from RefSeq and is a predicted model, not a curated record. The transcript has 2 exons. The coding region runs from base 1 to 726 and encodes 241 amino acids.